Molecule: messenger RNA, 1355 nt
Organism: Zychaea mexicana
Lineage: Eukaryota; Fungi; Mucoromycota; Mucoromycetes; Mucorales; Lichtheimiaceae
Exons: 4
Coding region: 175-1176 (333 amino acids)
Source: RefSeq, a predicted model, not a curated record
CAAAAACGCCUAUAUAUAAUUGAUCGAUUGAUAUUAUCGAAGUAAAUUCAUUUCUGCGCUUUCUUUUACUUUACCUUUACUUCUUUAAAAGAAGCAGUGGCAAACGCACACAACAAACUUUCACGCCAAACGUUUAAAAAACAAGCAGCAGCAAACACACAACAACAAAAAACGAUGCGUUCUAUUUUGGCACUUUCCGCGGCAGCUGCCGUCCUUUUGCAACAGGUCAUGGCCGACUCUGUCCCAUUGACUGAUUCGUUCACAACCUUCCGAUGGAACGGUCAAGACGCACUUGCUCAAGAAUCAUUCACCAUCCACUUGGACAAGGCCGCCCGUAUCCAAAUCACCGACUACAAGAAUCGCGGCGACUCGUUCAAAAUCUUUGAUAACGACGUCCUUUUGGGUGAAACCUCUGAGGUCGAAUCCGUUCAGGAUGAAGCAGCGUAUGCUGCCACCCCUGAAGAAGCCUUGAAGGACGAGCGUUACAGCAAGGGUACCUUCGAUCUUGCCGCUGGCGACCACACAAUCACUAUUAAGGCCAGCGGUCCCUAUGAUGCCGGCACUGCUGCUAUCCGUCUCAUUGAUGAGGCUGGCCAGAGCUUCCGAAAGAAGAAGAGCGGCAAGGGUGGUAAAGGCGGCUGGGGCGAUGACGACGAUGACUGGGAAGGCGGCAAAGGAGGUUGGGGCGACGACGACGAUGACUGGGAAGGUAGCAAAGGAGGCAAGGGCGGCAAGGGCGGCAAAGGAGGUUGGGGCGACGACGACGAUGACUGGGAAGGUGGUAAAGGAGGCAAAGGAGGUUGGGGCGACGACGACGAUGACUGGGAAGGUGGCAAAGGCGGCAAAGGAGGUUGGGGCGACGACGAAGGCUGGAAAGAUGGCAAGAGUGGCAAAGGCGGUUGGGGCGACGACGAAGGCUGGAAAGAUGGCAAGAGUGGCAAAGGCGGUUGGGGCGACGACGAAGGCUGGAAAGGCGGUAAAGGCAGCUGGGAAGGCAAGGACGAUGACUGGGAAGGCGGCGACUGGAAUGAAGACUGGCACAACAACAAAGCCCCAUGGGGUGGCUUUGACACUUCGCAUACCAUCACCCUUACUAAGACAAGAUGGGUCUUUGAAAAGCCAACUGCUGUCCCCAUUUUCCCUCAACCUGAGCCAUCACCAUCCGCUGCCCCUUAAGAUGGCCAAUAAUGGAUUAAAACUAACAUCAUCCACUCUCUACCUAGUCUCUACAGCACACAGCACACUAUCUGACACACACACACACUUAUUAUAUAUGCCUUAGCACAACAACACUUUCUUCGUAUCGUCUUUUACCGUUUAAAUCCCAUCGCUAAAAUAAUUUAAUUUAUUCGUCC